UGGCAACCUUCAACACGGCCAUGAAAAAUGCAGCCCACAUGCACUAUAUAUGACAUCCGACCUUCAGUUACAUCACAACUGAAAAUUGUUACUCUCUUGGAGACAUGUUCCUUAUUAAUUUAUUUGCUGUCUGGAUUGCCGUUGCGUUGACCGUAGACUGUGCUGAGCAAGAUGAGCACAGGGACUUCCAGUACAACUCAGUCGUAGACAGCCAGACGGGCAGAUACAACUUUGCCUACGACACUGGAAACGACAACGAGAUAGCCCAUUCCUUGCACAUGCAGUACAGGGACGCCAAUGGCGUCGUACGAGGCAGAUACGGUUACACAGAUCCCAGGGGCAAAUUACGAAUGGUGGAGUAUGAAGCAGGGCCAAAUGGAUUCGUGGCAAGAGGAGACGUGGGCCCGGACAUGUUCCCUCACGACAAUGCUCCUGAACAGACUACGGACAGCGGACCGCGUUCCUAUUCAAUGGCCCAACUUCAGACGAACGACUUCGAUCUUGUCCCAAGACCAGUACAGAUGGCAGGUUGGGAUCCUGCCGGAGAUCCUAUGGGACAGCCAGUGACUGACUCUGGAUCAGCUGCAAAAUCGAACGAAGAUAAAGUUGAGGAAGUUUUUAUCAACGGCUAUCCUUUGAGUCGAGCAUAUCCUGUUUUUCCUGGUGGCAACGUCACUGAUGACGAUGCUAAUGUGACAGCAUAUGCGGUACCUCCUGAAGAAUACGAUGACAGGUAUCCCAGGGUGUUCUUCUCGUCGAACGAAAAUGCCGGUGAAACAGAAAGCGAGAACUAUGUCAAACGAGAAAAUGAAAUGCAAACCGAAAUUGUACAAGGGGUCACUUCAAGCCCGUUGACAGUCAAUAACAUCGACGUGAAUCCCGACGACAUCAGGGCAGCUGCUAACGACCAGUUACUGCGAAGAUCUGCAAGAGAUGGAACCCCUGCUCGAGUCCAGCAGACCAGUCUUCCAUACAGCUAUCGAAACUAUAGACAAUCCCACGACCACGACAACGAAGUGCGUUAUUAUCGUGGAAGAUACACUCACGACCACGACGCUGAGGCUCGAUAUCGCGCGCGACAAACCCACGACCACGAUGCAGAGACACGAUAUCGUGGACGACAGACCCACGACCAUGACUCUGAAGUUCGUUAUUACCCUGCUUCACGUUACGUUCGUGGGAGGGGAUACUGGAUCAGACCUGCCCACACGCACUCGUCUGAAGAUCCUCUGUAUCACAGACGUGUGCAUUCGUACUCCAGAUAUACUCCAAGAAGGAUUUAUUACAGGGAUGAUCACAGUAUGGUACCACAUGAGCACUAUUCUUCUGCCUACCGAAAUGAGAACGAUAGAGAUCACCAACAUUCUGAUGUCCAUCUUUAUGGAAGGUCUCAAAAUUAUGCUGCCGUGUAUCCUGCUACUGUCAAACCUCGCCAACUCAAAUACAUCCCAGCGGAUAAAUACCAUGACAAGUACUACUACUGGAGCAAUGACUAGUUGGCAAACUAGACCUUUCAUUCGUAGUACUUUAAGCCUUUGUUUUUAUGACUGAUUGAAUAUUUUUGAAGUUUGAUUCGUGAUGAAAGAUUUAACAUGUUUUUGAUCAUGCGUAGGUCGGCAACUAUUACAGUGUGUUUUUGUAGAGAGAUUGUAAAUUUACCUGAAGUGGAAACGGACCCCUUCAUUUUAUAAUAGGUAGGAUCAGUGAGAACGCACCAGCAAUAGAAACACUUUACUACUUGAAUUCUUUCGCUGAUCCUACUUAUUACAAAAUGAAGCGUUCUGUUUCGGCUUCUAGUUCAUCCGCCAUCUCUCUGUGGUUAAGCUGCCAAUCGAAAGUGUUUCAUUGAAAAAAAAAGAACAUUCAUUAAUCUGAAUAUUUUAAAUCAACUGCAGCUGCUAAUUGAAGCUGCAGUGUGCUUGAACAUUAGCUAUUGCAUAAAGUUUUUAGCCUCUAACGUGUGCACAACCUUUUCGUUACAUCAGCUGUUUCUUUUUCAUUUCUUUACUAACGGUGCGUUGCUCGAACAGUCGUCUAAAUUCGAACAACUUUUACAAAACAUUACUUGGAGCCUAUAUGUCAGUCAAUACGCGUGAUCUAUGUGACGUCAUGGUCCGGGGUGUGAAAAUUUUAAUCGCUGCUCCACAAAGUCAUGAACUGAAUUCCCGUUUUGCAUUUUGUGCCAAAUGAUCAAAACGCCAACUUUCUUUUCUUCACUCACGUAAGCAGGUCUUACAGUGUAGCAACCACAACAGGAAAGAAGAAUCAAAAAGCUUUAUUGGGGGUUGUCCAUAAAUGAUGUGACACCUUUUUUCAACAUUUUUGACCCUCCUCCCCUUUUGGUCACAAAGUAUCACCAUUUAUCACGUGUCACGCUACUUUUCCUAAACAUAUUCCUUUUUAAAAAGUACAUGAUGUCACACUUCUUUUACCUCCUCCCCCGUUGUCAUAAACUGUCAACCCCCCUCCCUCUCUUAAACGUGUGACAUCAUUUAUGGAUAGCCCCUAAAGCAGGAAGACUUUUAACGAAAUUGCUUGGGAGAAAGCCCAAAACUGUUUUCGACAAUAGAAUAUUAUGCAGCCCUAUUUUGGAUAUUAAAAAAUUUUUGAAAAAAUACAAAAACAGUUUUUUUUUUUAUGAACGGACAAACUCUCUUCCACUUUUUAAAAAAAAUGUAUUUAAACACUUUGACAAUAAAGUUAUUCUUUUCUUUCUGAGA
Uloborus diversus is the source of this 2720-nucleotide messenger RNA. RefSeq lists its product as uncharacterized. The transcript is spliced from 3 exons. Gene Ontology annotation, molecular function: structural constituent of chitin-based larval cuticle. Gene Ontology annotation, cellular component: chitin-based extracellular matrix. Lineage: Eukaryota; Metazoa; Arthropoda; Arachnida; Araneae; Uloboridae. The record is from RefSeq and is a predicted model, not a curated record. Bases 105 to 1496 code for a protein of 463 amino acids.